Molecule: messenger RNA, 708 nt
Organism: Rhizoctonia solani
Lineage: Eukaryota; Fungi; Basidiomycota; Agaricomycetes; Cantharellales; Ceratobasidiaceae
Exons: 4
Coding region: 1-708 (235 amino acids)
Source: RefSeq, a predicted model, not a curated record
AUGGGAGCAUCUUCUGUCGCGGCUCUGCCGUUCUGGGGACAGAGGCAAAAUUACGACCUUACGGCCCGUGAUAAGGCGUCUCAAGCGGAGGUCGAGAAUGAUAUAUGCACCUCCACGGCAGUUGGGACUGCCACUGCAGAUGCGGUCGCAGGUAUUCAAUGCAGGGAUAUAAUUAACAGUAUUCAAGCUAUCGAUGAAGACGACGAUAACGAUAACAAUGGUAACGAACUCAACAAGCGUGCUAGGCGCCGCAAAGGCCGCAAAGGUCUCUUAGACCUCUUGCGUCGUUUACGCAACGCCCGUAAAGGGCGCAAGGGAAAGGGCAGGAAUGGACGUAAUAGGGGCAACAAUGGAAACGGCCGCAAAACCACUACUACGAAACCCGCCCAAACUCGCCCCGCAAAAACUUCAGCAGCAAGCCGGUCUGCUACUCGAAGCGCUGCGACUUCUGCCACAUCUACUACAGCUUCUAGGGCACCGGUCACAGCGUCUAGCGCUGCUGCUAGGUCAGGAGCCGGGGCUACUGCCUCGCCUGCCCCCAAUUCGGCCCCCGCGCCAGCUGCUGCCCCAACUGAGGCACCGGCAGCAGGUGCCAAGAAGCGUUCUCCAUAUGAGGACCCCAAUACUCCUAAGGCGGCGAAGAAGAAGUAUUCUAAUAGUACUCCUCCACACAUGAGGACUGUCCGUUUCGCCCGCGGUCGCCUCUAG